This is a messenger RNA of Cuscuta campestris, 2769 nucleotides long. The record is from the annotation of a GenBank genome assembly. NCBI's taxonomy places the organism in Eukaryota, Viridiplantae, Streptophyta, Magnoliopsida, Solanales, Convolvulaceae.
GCACCCAGAUUUUGUUACGGUAAUUUUGUUUUCUAUUCACGAAUUUGAAGUUUCUUUCUCAUCGGCGGCGACCGGAUUCCCCCGAGCCCACUUCAAUCAGCUGCGAGUUUCCUUCACGGGGGAGUCCGGGAAGCACGACAUGAUUGAUAUCAAGCCAGCGGCGGACGGGAGGACGACGACGGCGACGACAGCGGCGAGUUCGGCCGCGAUCGUGUCGUUUAUAUCCAAGGGUUUGAGGGAGAUGCGCACCUCCGCCGAUGCGGAUAUUAAGCUCAUCAGGAAUCGAGCCAACUCGUUCAUCACUUUUGCUGACCGUGGUCUGGAGCACUUCAUCAACUCCGCGUCGUUCACUGUCCCUACUGUCACGCCGUCCGUCCGUACGACUCCGGCGGAAAUUGACUUCGUGAAGAAGCUCCGCCCGAGACUGUCGGAGUUCAAGUGGGCCAAUAAGUGCAAGCUGCGGAUUGAUUUGUCUGCUAUUGGGAACGCAAUCGUGUCGGAGGUUGAGGAGGAGAACGGAAGUUCCAAGUGGAGGAAGUUGAGGUUCACGGUAGGAGGGGUGAAGAUGGAAACACAACCGGGGGAACCCAAUUGGGAACUGAUUAAGGGAUUUAAGGCUCUCCAGAGGAGGUGCAGGGAGAUUGAGGCGGAGCUCAAGACCACAGGCUCUUCGACUGCUGAGAUUCUCGAGGGGAUUAAGAAUAGUGAAUUCAUGGGAAAAGUGAAAUCAAGUCUGAAGUCCAUUUGCAAGGAACCAGUGGAUGGGAAGGAAGUGCCACCAUUGGAUGUGCCAGAAUUAUUGGCAUAUUUGGUUAGAAAGUCCAGCCCCUUCUUGGAUCAACUUGGAAUUAGAAGAGAAAUAUCAGACAAGAUAGUGGACAGUCUGUGCAGUAAACAGAAGAACCGGAUGUUAAGAUAUUCACUAGAAGGAGAGUCCUCUAUUGUUGAAGGGGAUUGUAACAUUGCUGAUGAAUUGGAUCUAAGAAUUGCCACACUACAGAAUACAGAUCAUUGUUGCGAAGGCGGUGACAUUUGGACCGGUCCAUCAAAAAAGAAUCGUUCGGAUGGUAAAAGGCAUGUAGCCAUUGUCACAACAGCUAGCCUUCCUUGGAUGACAGGAACAGCUGUAAACCCACUUUUCCGAGCUGCUUAUUUGGCCAACUCAGCAAAUCAAAAUGUCACAUUAUUGGUUCCAUGGCUCUGUAAGUCUGACCAAGAGCUUGUGUAUCCAAACAAUCUUACAUUUAGCUCACCUGAAGAGCAUGAAAGUUAUAUACGCAGCUGGCUUGAGGAGAGGUUAAAUUUUAAGGCCAAUUUCAAGAUUGCAUUCUAUCCUGGAAAGUUCUCAAAAGAAAGGCGAAGCAUAAUACCUGCUGGAGAUACUUCUCAGUUCAUUCCAUCAAAGGAUGCUGAUAUUGCAAUACUGGAGGAGCCAGAACACCUCAACUGGUACCAUCAUGGUAAACGCUGGACUGAUAAAUUUAACCAUGUGGUUGGUAUUGUUCACACAAAUUAUUUGGAGUAUAUCAAGAGAGAGAAGAAUGGGGCGUUGCAAGCAUUCUUUGUUAAACACAUAAAUAAUUGGGUCACAAGAGCGCAUUGUCACAAGGUCCUCCGUCUUUCUGCUGCUACUCAAGAUUUACCAAAGUCCACUAUAUGCAAUGUUCAUGGUGUCAAUCCAAAAUUUCUGAAGAUUGGGGAAAAGGUUGCUGCAGACCGUGAAGUCGGAGAGCAAGUAUUCUCCAAGGGAGCAUAUUUCUUGGGCAAGAUGGUUUGGGCAAAAGGGUACCAAGAAUUGAUUGAUCUCUUAUCGAAGCAUAAGAAAGAUCUUGAAGGCUUCAACUUGGAUGCUUUUGGAAAUGGGGAAGAUGCUCAAGAAGUUCAGAGCGCAGCCAAACGGUUGAAUCUAAAUGUCAACUUCAUGAAAGGCAGAGACCAUGCUGAUGAUUCUCUUCUCGGUUACAAGGUGUUCAUAAACCCCAGCGUAAGUGAUGUGCUCUGCACCGCAACGGCCGAGGCUCUGGCAAUGGGCAAAUUUGUGGUGUGUGCAGAUCACCCAUCGAACGAGUUUUUCAUGUCAUUCCCCAACUGCUUGACAUACAAAUCCCCAGAAGAGUUUGUGGCAAAAGUGAAAGAAGCAAUGUCGCGCGAGCCCCUGCCACUAACUCCAGAACAAAGAUACGAGCUCUCAUGGGAGGCCGCCACCCAAAGAUUCUUGGAAUGUUCCAACCUCGACACGGUUUUAAACAACGGCGAUGACAACAAAAGAAGAAUAAGAAGAAGAAAUGAGAAGAAAGGAUUUGUGAAAUCGAAUUCCAUGCCCAACUUGGGAGAUAUGGUUGACAGUAGCCUGGCAUUUGCCCAUUACUGUUUCACGGGUAACGAGUUUUUGAGGUUGUGCACCGGCGCGAUCCCUAAUUCGCGGGACUACGACGAAGAGCAUUGCAAAGAUUUGAAUCUCCUCCCUCCUUCUCCUCCUCCUCCUCCUCCUCGAGUGGAGAAUCCGGUUUUAGGUAUAUAGAUUCUUGAGAAUAAGUCACCUCUGUACAUUAUUUUUGUUUCUCUUGUUGGUGUGUAUUAUCUAUCAUACAUUCAUAUGUGUAUAUAAUUCAUUUUACUCGUCACUACACUGGAAGGACUUUGUAAGUUUUGAGGCUCUUUGUCUCUCCUCUAUAUGUUGUUGCCUACAUACAUCCUUCCUAGAUUGUAUGAGCAUGGGAUUCUACUAGAUUGUUGUUGUAUUAAUACCAAUGAAAUGAUAUUUUGAAG